AGUGAGGAAGGGGAAGAGAAAACAGGAGAGAAGUACAAGACCAGCUUAUAUUUUCUUAAGUUGGAGUAUAAAAUUAAUGCUACCAGCUUUGUAUGGGAGGACUCUCAUAAUAGCAGCACAUCAACAGACAAGCCCAAACUGCUCGCUCUCAGUGAAAAUUAUGAACUGCGCAUCUAUGAAUUUAAUUUGAAAGAUGGAAAAUUUGAUGCAACCAUUUUGUAUAGCUGUACUGGGGAGAUAUUGCAAAAGCUCAUUGAAGAUCAAGAUAUCAGUAUUUCCAUAUCGUCCUUGAGAAUUCUGUCAUUUCACAAUAAUACAUCAUUAUUGUUUAUCAACAAAUGUAUUGUCCUACACGUUAUAUUUCCGGAAAGAGAUGCUGAGAUUAGAGUACUCAACUGUUUCACACUAUCCUUGCCUGCACAGGAAGUGGACAUGAUUAUUGACGCAGAGCUCUGCAGGGGAACUUUUUUUGUUUUGAGUAGUUUAGGCUGGAUCAACAUUUUUGACGUUAUGGAUGGUACACAUAUAGCUCAUGUGGAUUUAUCACUUCACCAAGAAGAUAUGUGUAAUGAGCAGCAACAGGAGCCAGCCAAGAUUUCUUCCUUUACUUCACUGAAAGUAUCUCAGGACCUAGAUGUUGUAGUGAUUAUCGGCUCCUCCAACUCUGCAGUUGCUCUUAACUUAAAUUUGUAUUUCCGGCAACACCCAGGACACCUACUAUGUGAAAGAAUACUAGAAGACAUUCCUAUUCAAGGACCUAAGGGAAUAGAUGAAGAUGAUCCUGUUAACUCUGAAUACAACAUGAAACUGACCAACUUUUCCUUCCAGGUUGAUAGGUCUUGGAAAGCCCAGCUGUCAUCAUUGAAUGAAACAAUAAAGAGCUCCAAACUGGAAGUUUCCUGUUGUGCUCCAUGGUUUCAGGAUCUUUUGCAUUUGGAGUCCCCUGAAUCUGGUAACCACAGAACCAGUGUGUUACACUGUGCUUUCAGUUCACAGGAUAUAAUGCAUGGCCAGUAUAAUUUUCCACAGAAAGAUCAUGCCAAGACCAGUGAUCUGGGAAGAUCAUGGAAGAUAGUGCACAUCAGUGAAGAAGAGGAACCCAUAGAGCUUAAAUGUCUAUCUGUGACAGGAUUCACUGCACUGUUUACUUGGGCUUUGGAAAGGAUGGGCUGUACCAUUGUCCUCUGGGAUUUGGAGACCCAGGAUAUACAGUGUUUUUCCUUUGGCAAAAAGUGUAUUCCUGUAGACAGUAGUGGAGACCAGCAACUGUGCCUUGUUUUGACAGAAAAUGGACUCUCUCUGAUUUUGUUUGGUUUGACUCAAGAGGAGUUUUUAAACAGACUAAUGAUUCAUGGAAGUACCAGCACUGUGGACUCUCUUUGUCAUCUCAAUGGUUGGGGGAGGUGCUCAAUUCCCAUACAUGCUCUAGAGGCUGGGAUAGAAAAUCGUCAGCUGGACACAGUAGAUUUCUUUUUGAAGAGCAAGGAAAAUCUUUUUAAUCCAUCCUCAAAAUCUUCUGUACCUGAUCAGUUUGAGCACUUUCCAUCCCAUUUAUAUUUAAGAAAUGUGGAAGAGCUGACACCAGCAUUGGAUUUACUUUGCUCAGCAAUUAGAGAAAGUGAUUCUGAAACCCAGAGCAAACAUUUUUCAGAACAAUUGCUUAAUGUUACACUGUCUUUCCUUAACAAACAAAUAAAGGAGCUUUUUAUUUACACUGAAGAGCUAGAUGAACAUCUGCAGAAAGGAGUGGACAUUUUGACCAGAUACAUUAAUGAACUUCGAACUUUCAUGAUAAAGUUUCCCUGGAAACUAACAGAUGCUGUAGAUGAAUAUGAUGUAAAUGAAAAUGUCCCCAAAGUCAAGGACAAUGAAAUAUGGGAGAAACUCAGCUGUGAGGAAGUUAUUUCCAAUGCCAUUUUAAACAACAAAAUACCAGAGGCACAAACCUUCUUCAGGAUUAAGAGGCAUUCUGCUCAAAGACUCGAGGAUCUGAUUAGAAUAGGCCUAGAUUUGGUCUUUGACAGUUUGAAAAAGAACAAUAUAAAGGAAGCCUCUGAACUUUUGAAGAAUAUGGGCUUUGAUGUAAAAGAUCAGUUGCUCAAGAUAUGCUUCUAUACAACUGAUAAAAACAUACGGGACUUUUUGGUUGAAAUUUUAAAAGAAAAAAAUUAUUUUUCCGAAAAAGAAAAAAGAACUAUAGACUUUGUGCAUCAAGUUGAGAAAUUUUAUUCAGGACAUUUCCAAGAAAAUAUGCAGAUCCAGUCCUUUCCCAGGUAUUGGAUAAAGGAGCAAGAUUUUCUGAAGCACAAAUGUGUUUUGGACUCAUUCCUGAAAUGUGAUCAUAAAGAUGAAUUCAACAAACAGAACCAUAGAAUUGUGUUAAAUUGGGCUCAGUGGUGGGAUCAAAUAACAGAAGAAUCCAUCCUUCUCCCCAGGAUAAGUCCAGAAGAAUACAAAUCAUAUUCCCCUGACGCCCUCUGGAGAUACCUCACAGCUCACCAUGAUUGGUUAAGCAUUAUCUUGUGGACUGGAGAAUUUCAGACCCAGAAUAGUUAUGUCUCACUUCAGCAGAACAAAUGGCCCCCUCUGACUGUUGAUGUUAUUGAUCAGAAUACUUGCUGCAACAGCUACAUGAAGAAUAAAAUUUUAGAUAUGCUCGCAAGGAAUGGGAUUUUUCUUGCAUCUGAACUAGAAGACUUUGAACUCUACCUCCUAAGACUGAGUCGUAUUGGGGGUGUGAUACAAGAUACCCUCCCUGUUCAAAACUAUAAGACCAAAGAAGGUUGGGAUUUCCAUUCUCACUUCAUUCUCUAUUGUUUGGAGCACAGUCUGCAGUAUCUUCUUUAUGUCUAUCUCGACUGUUACAAACUUAGUCCUGAAAAUUGUCUCUUUUUGGAAAAAAAAGAGUUACAUGAAGCACAUCCUUGGUUUGAAUUUUUAGUUCAGUGUCGACAAGUUUCCAGUAAUUUAACAGAUCCCAAACUGAUCUUCCAGGCUAGUCUUGCAAAUGCACAGAUUUUGAUUCCCACCAAUCAGGCCGGUGUAAGCAGUAUGUUAUUGGAAGGACAUACUCUCCUGGCCCUUGCUACUACAAUGUAUGCUCCUGGGGGUGUCAGCCAGGUGGUUCAGAAUGAAGAAAAUGAGAACUGUUUGAAGAAAGUGGAUCCCCAGCUACUGAGGAUGGCAUUAACUCCUUACCCCAAGCUAAAAACUGCUCUCUUCCCACAGUGCACUGCUCCUAGUGUCCUGCCACCUGAUAUUACACUCUACCACCUUAUUCAGUCAUUAUCGCCCUUUGAUCCUAGCAGAUUGUUUGGCUGGCAGUCUGCCAACACACUAGCUAUAGGAGAUGCAUCGAGUCAUCUCCCACAUUUCUCUAGCCCUGACCUGGUUAAUAAAUAUGCUAUUGUGGAACAUCUGAAUUUUGCUUAUUAUUUACAUCAUGGACGGCCAUCCUUUGCAUUUGGUACUUUUCUGGUCCAGGAGUUAACCAAGAGCAAGACUCCUAAGCAGCUGAUCCAGCAAGUAGGCAAUGAAACCUAUGUUUUAGGGCUUUCCUCCUUCCACAUACCUUCAAUAGGAGCUGCCUGUGUUUGUUUCUUAGAAUUGCUUGGCCUUGACAGCCUCAAGCUCAGAGUUGAUAUGAAAGUAGCCAAUAUAAUUUUGAGCUACAAGUGUAGAAAUGAAGAUGCUCAAUACAGUUUUAUCAGAGAAUCACUAGCUGAAAAACUAUCUAAACUAGCCAGUGGUGAAAAGGCAACUAUAAAAGAAUUGCUUGUUCUCUUAGAAGAAGGUACAUGGAACAGCAUUCAGCAGCAGAAAAUAAAGAGGUUAUCCAGUGAAGCUAGCAGCCAAUGGGCAUUAGUGGUCCAGUUCUGCAGGCUCCACGAUAUGAAACUGAGUACGUCUUACCUUAGAGAAUGUGCCAAAGCAAAUGAUUGGCUACAGUUUAUUAUUCACAGCCAACUCCAUAACUACCACCUAGAGGAGGUGAAAUCCCUUCUCCAGUGCUUCAGCCCAAUCCUUCAAGACCACUUAAGGCUGGCUUUUGAGAACUUGCCCUCAGUGUCCAACUCCAGAGUGGACAGUGAUCAAGUCUGCAACAAGUCACCCCAGGAACUCCAGAAAAACAAGGAAGAGAUGACUGGUUUCUUUGAAAUUCUGCUUCAGUGCUCAGAGGAGCCACAUUCCUGGCGCUGGCUCCUGGCUGAGGCAGUGAAACAACAGGCCCCUAUCCUCAGUGUCCUGGCCUCAUGUCUCCAGGAUGACAGUGUUAUUCCUUGUCUUUGUGUUUGGAUCAUCACUUCUGUGGAGGAAAGUGUUGCAGCUGAAGCAACAAGACACAUUCAGGGCUUGAUAGAGGGCCACACCUGGGACCUUGAGGACCUUUCAGUCAUCUGGAGAACAUUAUUAACAAGGCAGAAGAGCAAAACUCUCAUCAGAGGUUUCCAGCUAUUCUUUAAGGAUUCCCCAUUACUCUUGAUGAUGGAGAUAUAUGAACUAUGCAUGUUUUUCAAGAAUUAUAAGGAAGCUGAAGCUAAACUUCUGGAGUUCCAGAAAAGCCUUGAAACUUUUGACGUGGCAGCCACAAGGAUCCCCCCUGUCAUCCCUGCCACAUGGCUGAAGGAUCAGGUGUGUUUCCUUUUGAAGGUUAUGCUACAGCAGUGUAAGACCCAGUAUGAGCUGGGGAAGCUUUUACAGCUGUUAGUUGGAAUAGAGCAUUUCUUCUCUGAUGGUCCAGAUGUGAAGAAGCUGUGUGUCCUUAGCCAAAUUUUGAAGGAUACAUCCAUAGCCAUUAAUCAUGUAAUUAUUACCAGCUACAGCAUUGAGAAUUUUCAGCAUGAAUGUAUAUCAAUUUUGGAAAGACUGCAGACAGAUGGACAGUUUACUUUGGCCAGGAGGGUAGCAGAAUUAGCUGAGUUACCUGUGGACAACUUGGUUAUUAAAGAGAUAGCACAGGAAAUGCAGACCCUAAAACACAUUAAACAGUGGUCCCUGAAACAAGCAAGAGUUGACUUCUGGAAAAAAUGCCAUGAGAAUUUUAAGAAAAAUUCCAUUUCAAGCAAAGCAGCUUCUUCCUUUUUCUCAGCCCAAGCCUCUGUGGGAUGUGAGCACCCAACUGGACUGAGCAGCAUUGAGGAACGCCAUCUUCUGCUCACCCUGGCAGGGCACUGGCUUUCCCAGGAGGAUCUGGUGUCCUUGGAUAAGCUGGAAGAGCUGGAGAAGGAGAUAUGGCUCUGCCGCAUCACCCAGCACACCACUGGAGGAAACCAGGAGGAAACAGAGCCCAUAUUUUCUCGACAGGUCUCAGCUAGUGGCGAACUCUCCUUUGACAGCUUAGCCAGUGAGUUUUCCUUCUCGAAGUUGGCUGCUCUGAACUCAUCAAAAUACUUAGAACUUAAUGGGCUUCCAUCCCAAGAGACAUGUGUGAAUAGACUGGAUUGGAAGGAACAGGAGACACUAAACUUUUUGAUUGGGAGCCUAUUGGAUGAUGGCUGUGUGCAUGAAGCAAGUAGAGUAUGCCGGUAUUUUCAUUUCUAUAACCAAGAUGUUGCGUUGGUGUUGCACUGCAGAGCACUGGCCUCAGGAGAAGCUAGUGUGGAUGACCUGCAUCCAGAGAUCCAUGCUCUUCUACAAAGUGCUGAGAUGCCUGCAGAAGAAGAGACUGGCAUUCCUCUAAGGAAAGUCCAAAGCA
Molecule: messenger RNA, 5695 nt
Organism: Galeopterus variegatus (Sunda flying lemur)
Lineage: Eukaryota; Metazoa; Chordata; Mammalia; Dermoptera; Cynocephalidae
Gene: SPG11
Product: spastic paraplegia 11 (autosomal recessive)
Exons: 30
Biological process (GO): axon extension; axo-dendritic transport; synaptic vesicle transport
Cellular component (GO): synapse; axon; cytoplasm
Source: RefSeq, a predicted model, not a curated record